UCUGUCAAAAUGCGUCAUCGUCCCGCAGCCCGCGCUAUGGGAUAGAUAAUUUGCAUUUAUUUGAUUUCGAAUGCAAAUUAAAUAUGAAGAAAAUCGUAUCAAAAACUGCGACUAAACCUAAAGGAAAAGCAAUCGUUUACAAGUGUGAGUAUUGCGUUAGAAAAUUUUGCAGUUUAAAUGCAAUCGAAUCACAUCAUCGCAAUCAACACAAUCUUCAGCCUUUUAGAGGAACUAAGCCAUAUAAAAAACCUAAAAAGGAAGUAAAAGGCAACGUCAAUAAAUUAGAAGUCAAGAAGACCAUAUUUAAAGCAUCCGUGAUACAAUCUACGAUGUCAACAAGGCGUGCCAGCUAUGUACCAAACAGCGUUAAUACAGUUACGCCUGCGAAGCAAACAGCGCCCACUAAAGCCCAUAAUACGCCUGCAAAGCACACAGCGUCCACCAAAGUGGAGUAUGAAUGCCCGAGGUGUUUCUUGUCUUUCAAUUCACACUUGAUUGCCGUACAGCACAUUCAAAAGUUCCAUUAUGGUGACAAAAAAGUUCCAAAUAAUGUUCAGCCAGAACGUAAGGAGUGGUGUUGGAAAUGCAAAAAGAAAGUUGGGUCCUUACCUAUACACGUUUGUGGCACAGAUAAAGUAGAGGAUCCAAAUGUUAUAUACUGCUGUCUCGGAUGCAACAAAAGAUUGAGCAACUUAAGGUUGUUUUACUCACAUGUAGUGUCCAGUCAUGCCGUCAGCUUGGAGACCCUGUUCUUUCCUACAAAUAAGGAGCUCUCCAGGUGGGUACAAGAUGUGGAGUAUAAAACUAAUGCGAGGUAUUCAGAUUUUGUCAAAAUUGAUAAUAAAUGUUAUGCACACUGUAUGCAGGCGACCAAGAAAAACAUGGCAAUAAUCAACAUCUGCCCGUCUAUAAUUAUGAUACAAGAGUUCCCAAAAGGGUUACAAGUACAUCACUACGGACAUCAUAAACAGCAUACUUUCAAAUAUUACAAGCUUACAGACAAAUUUAAGAAAUACUCGAUAACAUCCUUCUUGAAAGUGUCCGACUCUUAUUUUCAAUUGAAAGAUUUGAAAAGUGAUGACAACGAUCUCUAUUUACAAUUCAAACAACUCAUGGAGAGUGUAGUUGUAGACGCCGCUAAGCUAAAAUCAGAAGCUCUGACAGUAUUGUUCGGAAAGGCUUUGGAAAUGACGUCGUUGUUGACACAAUAUGAUAAUGAUGAUGAUAUGAGUGAUGACAGCACAAAGCCAGAGAACCAGAGUAUGACAGCUUCUGACAUAGAGAAGGCUCUACAAGAACCGUCAAUUCUUGAUAACAUGAGUAUUGAACCACAUAUCAAAAAGAUGAAAACAAAUUCAGAAGCACCAGCACCAAUGAUACUCAACUCCUUCUCACUGGCUGACACAGCAGAGGAUGCAACUAAAGAAAACAGCGCUACUGAUAAUAUGGUAAAGUCAAAUAUUAAAGUUAAGGAUUUAUAUUCACUACAGGAACCUAAAUUAUUAAACAAGAACAAAGAGACUCCAAAGGCCAAAAUAUUGGACUCGACACCUUCUUCUUUUAGUGAAUCAUUUGAGGUGUUUGUUGAGAAAAAUUUCUCAGGAGGAGAGAAAGGAGGCGAUCAACCGAUAAGAAGAUCUGUGCGUUCGACUAGACCAGCAAGAAAUAGAAUUGAAGAACACAAACCAACUUUACUUCAAAAUGUUAAUCCUGAUACUCCUCAAAACAAUAACAGCAAAAGCUUAUUAAGACAAUAUGUUCGGCGGAAUAACACACAGAACUCUCUUAAGCCAGAUGUGCCUGUAAAACAUGCCCCAACACCGAUGGUAAAAAUCCACAGUUUGCCUACGGUGGAAAUUAAACAGAAGACAAAUUCAGACACAGUAGACGUCUUGGAAAAGGUGAAAAGUUCAAGUAAUGUAUCAAUAGGUGUUAACAAAACGCCAAAAACAAAAACAGAUAAUAAAAGUAUACCAGAUGAUUCUAGACAACCUGUACUUGACAGGCCUAAACCUGUACUUGACAGGCCUAAAACUGUAGCAACAUUAAAAAGAAGAAGAGAGAUCAAACCAAAAAAAGACAUUAAAUAUGAAGUGAAGGAACGGGAAGAUGACUGCAACAUUUUAAUAUUAAAGAUUUAA
This is a messenger RNA of Aricia agestis (brown argus), 2141 nucleotides long. RefSeq lists its product as uncharacterized. The coding region runs from base 84 to 2141 and encodes 685 amino acids. The transcript is spliced from 4 exons. NCBI's taxonomy places the organism in Eukaryota, Metazoa, Arthropoda, Insecta, Lepidoptera, Lycaenidae. The record is from RefSeq and is a predicted model, not a curated record.